This is a messenger RNA of Lactuca sativa (garden lettuce), 2686 nucleotides long. It is a transcript of the gene THO5, whose product is annotated as THO complex, subunit 5. Gene Ontology annotation, molecular function: mRNA binding. Gene Ontology annotation, biological process: mRNA export from nucleus. Lineage: Eukaryota; Viridiplantae; Streptophyta; Magnoliopsida; Asterales; Asteraceae. The record is from RefSeq and is a predicted model, not a curated record. Gene Ontology annotation, cellular component: THO complex part of transcription export complex.
AACUUUGAAACUCAUCGACGGACUGGCGAAGUUUGGAGACUUUGGAGUCUUGGAGAGGGCGUUUUGAAGAAUGGACUUGAAUAUGGCGGAACCCGGCGAGAUUCUACCAGAUCGGAAGAUAGAUACAUCGGCGUACGAUUUGCUUCAAACGACUAAGACCUCCGUGGAGGAUAUAGUUGCACAGAUGCUUUUCAUUAAGAAAGAAGGAGGCGGAGGAAGUGAUAGUACCAAAUCACAACUCCCUGAACUCGUGACGCAAAUGCUCCUCAACUUUGUGAACCUUCGGAAGGCAAAUCGUUCCAUUUUGCUUGAAGAAGAUCUUGUAAAAUCAGAGACAGAACAUGCAAAAGCACCUGUAGACUUCACAACACUGCAACUCCACAACCUUAUGUAUGAGAAAAAUCAUUAUGUGAAAGCAAUAAAAGCCUGCAAAGACUUUAAGUCCAAGUAUCCAGAUAUCGAACUUGUUCCUGAGGAAGAAUUUUUCAGAGAUGCACCAGAAGACAUUAAGAACUCUGUACAGUCAAAUGACAGUGCCCAUGAUCUGAUGCUUAAAAGGCUCAACUUUGAGCUAUUCCAGCGCAAAGAAUUGUCUAAGCUCCAUGAGAAGUUGGAAGAGCAAAAGAAAGUCCUUCAAGACACAAUUGCUAACAGGAAGAAGUUUCUAUCAAGUCUUCCUUCACAUCUUAAGUCUCUCAAGAAGGCAUCUCUUCCAGUACAAAACCAAUUGGGAAUUCUUCACACAAAGAAGCUAAAGCAACACCAGUCUGCUGAGUUGCUCCCACCUCCUCUUUAUGUAAUAUACUCUCAGUUAUUGGCUCAUAAAGAAGCAUUUGGUGAGAGUAUUGAUCUUGAAAUCAUGGGAAGCAUGAAAGAUGCUCAUACUUUUGCCAGACAGCAAGCCAAUAAAGACAAUGGCAUAUCUCCUAGUAUAGAGAAUUCCAAGAUAGAAGAUGAUGUGGUUGAUGAAGAAGAUGAUGGUCAAAGAAGGAGAAAGCGUCCUAAGAAAAUCCAAGUAAAAGACAGUCUUGACCCUGCAAGAAUAUAUCAAACUCACCCACUUAAACUCACCCUCCAAAUACAUGAUGAUGAGGCUUCUGAUCCAAAGUCUACAAAGCUUAUCGUAUUGAAAUUUGAGUAUUUGCUGAAGUUAAAUGUGGUUUGUGUUGGCAUCGAAGGAUCAAAUGAAGGUCCAGAAAGUAAUAUCUUAUGCAACCUCUUCCCAAAUGACACAGGACUCGAGCUUCCUCAUCAGUCAGCUAAGCUUUGGAGUGGUGAUGGAUCCAUAUUUGAUGAAAAAAGAUCUUCACGUCCAUAUAAAUGGGCGCAACAUUUAGCUGGAAUUGAUUUUUUACCAGAGGUUUCACCUCUCCUUACGCCAGGUGGCGAAUCCAUUAAUGGUGAAACAACAAAACAAUCUGCUGUCAUUUCUGGAUUAUCAGUAUAUCGCCAGCAAAACCGUGUACAGACAGUUGUCCAAAGGAUCCGUGCUAGAAAGAAGGCACAGCUGGCACUUGCGGAGCAGAUUGAGUUGCUAACAAAGCUUAAAUGGCCUGGUUUGACUUUUCAAACUGUACCCUGGUUUUCACAUACCCGUGUGUGUAGUUUACAGAGUUGGACAAUUAAGCCCUUGGCCAACCCUUCUGCUGCAGCCAUUGAAGAACAAAUUCAAGCUCCACAACAAGCCGAGACAGUUGGUGAACCUGAUACUUCAAAACCAGAGACAGAGAACAUAAGGGAAGAUGGUGAGCUUCCAUCUCUAAAUCCCGCAACCAUUGCGAAUGAAAUUAGUCAAAUUACGAUUACGCCCUUGAAAGGAUCAGGCAUCGAGCAUUCGAAACGUCUCUCUUUGAUUACUAAAUCCAUGGCUUCUCCAAUGAGCAAAGGGAAAUCACCAAGUUUCAGAAGGCUUGAUGAAGAAUUGGAUUUAAUGGUUUCCGAUAGUGAGGUGGAUGAGCCUCCACAAACCGAGCCAGAGACCGAUGAAGUAAUGGUACCCAGGGGUAUAAAGGUAAUUGAUGACACGUGGAUUGCAUGUGGGACCCGAGAAUAUCGUCUUCUACUAACAAGAAAAGUGAACAAUGGUGAUGGGUACAUGAAACUAGAAGCCAAGAUAGAGAUCAGCAUGGAGUAUCCCCUCAGGCCGCCAUUUUUUUCCUUGAAUCUUUUUAGAGCCGCCAAUUUAGAAACUGAGUCUGAGACUGAGACGGAGGCUAAUGAGUGGUUUAAUGAACUUCGUGCCAUGGAAGGCGAGGUGAAUAUUGAGGUGGUAAAUAUGAUACCAUGGGAGGAAGAAAAGCAUGUAUUGGGGCAUCAAAUAUGUUGUCUUGGGAUGCUGUUUGAUUUUUAUAUGAAUGAUGGAGGGGUUGAAAGUGAAAAGGGAAGGUGUAGUACUACUAGUGUGGUGGUGGAUGUUGGGUUGUGUAAACCGGUCAAUGGGAGGUUAGUUGCAAGAAGUUAUAGGGGUAGAGACCAUAGGAAAAUCAUCUCUUGGAAGCACAAUGGUUGCACCCCUGGUUUCCCUUGCUAGCCAUACCCAUACCCAUGAGAUUAUGUAAUUCUUUUGUCAUGUCAUUUAUGUUUUUUAUAUUCAUAAUACGACAUCAAUAACUAAUACUUGACACGCCACUUUGGAUGAUGAUCUUCUGCAUGAAUACAGUAUGUUAAAUACCGUUAUCUUCCAAAA